AGCUGAGGAAGGGUGCGUGUGACCAGUGUCCGCUCCGGUCGCCCGGUCAGGAAUGCGCCUCACGAAGCCGCUGUGUGGUGAAAUAUUGCAUGAAACGCCAGCGGCUACUGUGGUCUAAGAAGAGCCAUGCUUUGGCGUCGCUUAUCCCGCCACUAUCUCAGCGUGCUCGUUUGAUUCAUUGAGCUGCUAGCUGUUAGCUGUUAGCUCGCGUCGUCCACAGCACGCUAGGUCGCUAGCUUUAGCUCGUAGCACACCUGCUAACCGGCUAGCUAGCCAGUAAGCUAGUUUCAGAGAGCUGCUGCAUCCAGUCGACCAGGAGGGAACCGGACUCGCUGCUGAACCCCGGGCCGUAUCUCGGGAGGAGGAGGAGGAGGUGGCAGGCGGGGACCGGGAGAAAGAGACAGAGGAAGAUUCAGGAGCGGCUGAUGAGUUCAGAUCAGAGCGGAGAGCCGCCGCAGCUGCAGGAGGAGGAGGAGGAGGAGGCCGGUCCCGGACCAGAGACUGGUGGGAAGGACGAGGCUUCGCUGGGAGGCGAGGGAGGGUCGAGCGGCAUGGUCACCUCUAAGGGCGCCGGGUUGAACCCAAAUGCCAAGGUGUGGCAGGAGAUGCCUGUGGCCCCCAGCGAAGCCGUUACCAACAGCCCUCAUUGGCCCCCCUCAGACAUCAGUGAGGGUUAUUCUGAGCCUUCCUCUGCCGGGUGUAAGCAGUUCACUGUGGGAUUCACAGUCCUGGAUGACAGCAGCCCCACUGAGAUAGCAGAAAAUGGAAUGGACCCUCCUGAGUUGGGCUUUUUCCCUGCCGAGUCCACCACAUGGACCUCAGUGGAUUCCAAAACUGAGGCGCAAUUUAAGAUCUCCUCUGAGAAUCUACGAGAGUCUCUAAAGAAGGAGUUGGAGUUUUAUUUCUCCAGAGAGAACCUCUCAAAGGAUUUGUACUUGAUGUCCCAGAUGGACAGUGACCAGUUUGUCCCUAUUUGGACCAUUGCCAGCAUGGAGGGCAUCAAGGUCCUCACCACUGACAUGGACCUUAUCCUGGAUGUGUUGAAAUCCUCUCCUAUGGUACAAGUUGAUGACAAAGGGGAGAAAGUGCGUCCUAAUCACAAGCGGUGUAUUAUCAUCCUGAGGGAGGUCCCUGAAACCACACCUGUGGAGGAAGUAGAGUCACUGUUCAAAAAUGACAACUGUCCAAAGGUGAUAAGUGUUGAAUUCGCACACAACAACAACUGGUACAUCACAUUCCAAUCGGAUACUGAUGCGCAACAGGCAUACAAGUAUUUAAGAGAGGAAGUGAAAACAUUUCAGGAAAAACCAAUCAUGGCCAGGAUAAAGGCCAUCAACACAUUCUUUGCAAAGAAUGGCUACCGUAGCAUGGACAGCUGCCUGUAUGCUCAGCAGACCCAGACCCAGUACAGCUCUCCGCUCUACGUGCAGCAUGUCUACCCCCAGCAGCAGUACCCAGUCUACGGCAUCGUACCUCCCACCUGGACGCCUUCGCCCACACCAUAUUUUGAAACUCCUCUGGCUCCGUUUCCCAACAGUAGCUUCGUGAAUGGAUUUGGCUCUGCCGGACACUACAAAACUGGCUCCAGUCCUCUAAACAUCACCCGCCCGUUCAACCGAAACCGAAACCAUGUGAAGCCUCAGGUGAGGACAGGUGAGGUGACCUCAGCGUCUAUGACUCCCGUCCCCUUGGAGAGUUUGACUGGACUCCACAGUCCGCAGCCCCCCACUUCUGUCACCAGCAUCCCAGUCCAGACAGCUGACCUGAGCGCCGCAUUCUCACAUCUCUCCUCUGCGGAACCCAAUGAGGACAGUGGCAUGGCUGGACGUGGAAGAUGCAGCACAACCUACAGAGGAACACGGAGAAGGCGAGAGGACGACCGGAUUGCUAGGCCUGCUCCGUUAGCCGAGGUCAAGGUUUCUCCACCCAAGUUUGACUUGGCUGCUACCAAUUUCCCACCUCUUCCUGGCUGCGUGGUCAGUACACAGGGAGAGCCAGUGCUGGAAAACCGAAUGGCCGAUGUUUUACGCGGUUUGUACCGAGACAAGACUGAACAAGCCAAUAAAGAAGCCACCGUGAGUCCAGGUUCAGGACAAUCACCAGUUGCAGAGGAGGCUGUGGCUGUUUCACGUCUUGCCCUGGCAGCAACGAAACAUGCUCCUCAACCAGUUGGACCGUCGGCCCCUGGUAUUAUUCGGCAAGAGAGGAGAGUUGAACGGGCGGAGCCUCCUGCUCCAAAAGUGGCUCCACGCACACCUGUUCAGACUACCGUGAACAUACCCCCCACCACACAACCUGUGCCUAGCUCCAGGCCUCAGCCCUCUGCUCCUACUGCUCCCACUACCACCACGCCGGCGACUCCCAUCACUGCGGUUCCUGCUGCAGCUACUAUUCCCACCCCUGUACAGGAGCCACGUAAGCUCAGCUAUGCCGAGGUGUGCCAACGGCCACCUAAGGACCCUCUGCCUGCGGCCCCUGUCCCAACUUCCACGGGCACCGCGUCGGGCCAGCCGUUACGAGAGUUGCGCGUAAACAAGGCUGAGGAGCCUUGCGCCAGCAGUGGUUCUGGAGACAAGCAAGAGAAAGGCCACGACAGGGAGGGGGGAUGGGAAUGCAAGGAGAGCCGACCAACACGCGAACGUGACUCUCAAGGCUACUACCGCAGCAAUGGCCCGAGAGGCACCGGGGGCCUCAAGUUCCGGGACCAGAGGCGCCCGCCUCCGGCCCAACGCAGCGCCCCACAGGGAGGCUACAGGCACACUGGCAAAGAGCAGAAUAUCCCACCAGUAUCGCCAAAGUAAAAACUUGAUAUGAAUGAAAAAAAAGAUUAUGGAUAUAUAAUUAUAUAAAAAUGAAUAACAUAAAAGCAACAACAUUAUGGUAGCCACCUUUUCCCCCUGGGACUUGUCCAAAGAAAAGCUUUUAAAAAUGACAAUGAGACCGGGACAUCCUGGACAAAUGGGCAAAUUGACACCUGAAGAACUUUGAUGAGUUAUUUGAAAAGGAAACCAAUCUUGUUUUGGCCUCCAGCAUUAUGCUUAAAAGUGCGAUUUAUCUGGAGGCCUUCUCAUUUUUGCUCUGCUAGGGAGAGGUGGGAUGCUGGGCCGCGUAAUCGGCCAUCUACUUUUUAUUUUAUUUUAAAGAGAUGUCUGCAAGAACAAUAUGCACUAAGAAGAAAAUAACAUGCAUAUAUGUCAUGUACAUACAAAGAUAUCACUAACACGCAAUGAGACAUCAGUUUCUUUUUCCUUUUUAUUGUGUGCUUUAGGUUUGCAAGUAUGACUGAAGGGUUGGCUGACGUCUGUGUAUGCAUUGAUUGUUUAGCAACUUGAUUGAAGUGCUCCAGUGUGCUGUUGCAUUGAUGUAAUGGAUGAUUUCUGAUUUCUACAGCAGAGAUUCUGAAUCGGUCCUGAAACCAGACAGUGUGGUCCUCCAAUGUAUAUUAAUGAAAUGUGUUCUAUGGUGGUAUUUCGAUCCUGGUUCAUAAUUGGCUUACAUUGUAUCAAUCGAAUAUCAAACUGUUGAUGUAAGACGCAGUCAGAUGUGUGGUUUUGUCUGAACCAGAUCCACUGGCCUGUUGACCGUGGUGAACCUGCUAGCCUGGUCCAAAGUUUUCAUGUUACGUUUUAUCACCAUUUAGCUGAACCGGUUUGUGUCUAACCACUCUGAUGCAUUCAGACCAUUGUCAUGUUUAUCAGUCAGGUUCUCUGUUUACAUGUUUGAUUUGGUUGUAGAGUGAUGUUUUCCAAGAAGGGAGAGGAGAAGAAAAAAAAUGGUUUAAUAAUAACAUUUGACUGUUCAGUGCACCUGGUAGUUUAGGUGAGGGUUGGCUUUUCUACAUCACAGGAUAUCCAGGUUAAGCUUAUAUCUGUGAAUUGUUCUUAACAAUGGCAUAGUGUCAAAAAUAGACUGGAGUGUGGUUAGCGGAGGAUGAUAGCUACAUGAUAUUUGGCAGGCAAGUCGUUGGUAUAAAGAAAAUUGGAACAUUUUCACGUGCUCUGUGCCAGCUGCCUCUGAUCAUAGUGUGCUAGACUAAAGUUUUGAUUUUUAUUGACACUGUCUGCUAAAUAUUGUAGUCUUGGGGAAACUUUUGGCCCAGUGAAACUGGAUUUUGAAGAAGCUGUAGAGGUGUAGUUGCCUAUGCUAUAGUGUGAUAACCAUUCACUAGAAAAUGUGUGUGGGCGAAUGUAAUUGUUCUAGUACUGAAUUUAAAGAGGCUUUUGACAGCAGGUAUCCACCAGAUUGUUUUGUGCUUGAGUUUUUGUUUUCUUUCUUUUUUUUUAUUUUUGAAAAACAGAUUGACUUAGAAUUUGAAGUUUGACUCGUAUGUAUUGCUUUUUAAAUUGUAUUUAUUUUCAUUCUUAUGCACAACGCUUUUCUCCCAAUCUUGGUAGGCUGGUUUCCCCAAAGUUGUGUGAAAUCGCAUUGGCUUAAUAAAAUCACGCUUAUGACAUUUAUAAACUGUUGGCGAUGUCAGCUGAGCGGCAGUACCUAAUGCAUUGACUUUGGGUUUAGUAAUGCAGUAAAACGAGUAACCGAUCACGGGGGCUGUUGUGUCUUUUCAUUAAUGAGUAUCAGCGGCUAGUGAUUUAGUAUAAAAUAAAUGCACUAACUUGUUUUUCAAAAGAAUCUUAUGAUUUUAAAGUGAAAUAAUUUUAGAAUAUGGUUGCUGUUAACAGGCUUGCAAAUACCUACAGAAAUCCCCCUCCUCUCCCUCCAUAUGUUUGGGUUAUUUUCUAUUAAUUUGGGUUGUGGUGGCAAAAGGAAAUAUAGUAAUGGAUCAACCAAGUGUUUGAGACACAAUCCUAUAACUGUAUGAAAUGUCACCAAAAAUAAAUUAUUUUGAUUUGG
Molecule: messenger RNA, 4851 nt
Organism: Pseudoliparis swirei
Lineage: Eukaryota; Metazoa; Chordata; Actinopteri; Perciformes; Liparidae
Gene: larp4aa
Product: la-related protein 4
Exons: 16
Coding region: 426-2801 (791 amino acids)
Biological process (GO): positive regulation of translation
Cellular component (GO): cytosol; cytoplasmic stress granule
Molecular function (GO): mRNA 3'-UTR binding
Source: RefSeq, a predicted model, not a curated record